Messenger RNA from Sceloporus undulatus (fence lizard), 642 nucleotides. It is a transcript of the gene PSCA, whose product is annotated as prostate stem cell antigen. The coding region runs from base 139 to 525 and encodes 128 amino acids. The transcript has 4 exons. NCBI's taxonomy places the organism in Eukaryota, Metazoa, Chordata, Lepidosauria, Squamata, Phrynosomatidae. The record is from RefSeq and is a predicted model, not a curated record.
AGGACCUCCACUGAGAAAGACACAAACUAUCAAAUGUAUUUCCAAUGAUCCUCCCAGCCUCACGUGGUGGAACUGUUCCUUUCCAAGACCUAUAAAGCAACGCCAAGAAGAAAGGAUGCCCCAUUCCCUGCUUCACCGAUGCAUUUAACAACAAUGAAGGCGCUUCUGAUCUGCAUGUUGGCUGGAAGCCUCUUCAUACAGCCAACUGGUUCACUCAAGUGCUACACAUGCAACACACAGCUCAACAACGCCAACUGCCAAGCAGCAGUCAAUUGCAAGGGAAAUGAAAACGCCUGCAAGACAGAUGUUGUUGGUGUCGUCGGCCUUUUCAACGUCAUCUCUAAAGAGUGUGCUUCAUUGUGUGAACCGUACUUCAAGGACUUCACCGUGGGCAGAAGGAACAUUUCGUGUUGCGCGGCUGACCUCUGCAACACCAGUGGGGCCCAUGGCUUCAGCACGAACUACAAAGCCCAGGUGGCUUUGGCUCUUUUUGUCAGCUUGGCCUGUAUCUUUCUCCGAAGUUGACUGUGAGGGUCAGGAGAGGGGGGGGCACAUUGCUUUGCAGAAGAAAAAACAAAAUCUAGAUUCUUUCCAAUUAAAGCUGCCUGCAUCCAGGACCACAAUCUUAGCAUUCCUCAGCAU